AUGCGGGCGGCGGCGACGACGACGAUGCUGGGACGCUCGACGACGACGGGCGCGCGCGCGCGCGCGCGCGCGGCGCCGGCGCGCGCGUCGACGCGGAAAUAUCCGGUCGUCUCGAGGUUUUCGGCGACGCGCGACGCGAGGACGGGCGCGGGCGCGUUUCGCAACGCGCCGGAGCCGCAGACGGAGGAAGAGGAGGGGUCGGUUUUGGAUUUCCCGGAGGAGUACCAGCGCGCGGUGCCGUCGAGACGACCGGACAUAUUUCCAGACCUGAAGGAGCCGAAGACGCCGAUGCCGCGACCGAUGCCGGGCGACCCGGAGAUGCCAGAUGAGGAGGAAGAGGAGAAGGAGCGCAAGGAGAAUCCCGGUGAACCGGGGGAAAAACCGGAAGAUGAGGAAGAAGAAGAAAACGAAAAGAAGAAGAAGAAGAAGAUCAAGAAGGAUGACGAAGAAGAAGAGUGA
Ostreococcus lucimarinus CCE9901 is the source of this 459-nucleotide messenger RNA. RefSeq lists its product with no specific name. The transcript is spliced from 3 exons. Lineage: Eukaryota; Viridiplantae; Chlorophyta; Mamiellophyceae; Mamiellales; Bathycoccaceae. The record is from RefSeq and is a predicted model, not a curated record. Bases 1 to 459 code for a protein of 152 amino acids.